Dryobates pubescens (Downy woodpecker) is the source of this 6877-nucleotide messenger RNA. RefSeq names its product FERM and PDZ domain containing 3 (gene FRMPD3). The record is from RefSeq and is a predicted model, not a curated record. Gene Ontology annotation, molecular function: protein binding. NCBI's taxonomy places the organism in Eukaryota, Metazoa, Chordata, Aves, Piciformes, Picidae. Gene Ontology annotation, cellular component: cytoskeleton. Bases 20 to 5158 code for a protein of 1712 amino acids. The transcript is spliced from 14 exons.
UCCGCAGCGCAGCCAUGUGAUGCCGGAGGAGCGCAGCGGCGAUGAUAUGGAAUGUGGGCAGCUGGCCGCGGACACGCUCCGACAAGUGACGGUCCAGCGGCACCCCCGCCUCGGCUUUGGCUUCGUGGCUGGCAGCGAGCGGCCGGUGGUGGUGCGCUCAGUGGCAGCAGGCGGCCCCUCUGAGGAUAAACUCCUGCCAGGAGACCAGAUCUUGGCCAUCAAUGAUGAGGACGUGAGUGAAGCCCCCAGAGAGAGAUUCAUCGAGCUUGUCAGGAAGGCCAAGGACUUCAUCAUCCUCACAGUCCUGCACACCCACCAGUCUCCCAAAUCUGCUUUCAUCAGCGCAGCCAAGAAGGCGAAGCUCAGGUCCAACCCAGUGAAGGUUCGCUUUUCAGAGCAGGUGACAGUCGGUGAGACAGACCCAGACAUGUUGAAGAAAGAAGCUCUCCUCCUCAUUCCCAACGUGCUGAAGGUUUUCCUGGAGAACGGGCAGAUCAAAUCCUUCACGUUUGAUGGCAGAACCACCGUGAAGGACGUGAUGGUGACGCUGCAGGACCGCCUGUCCCUCAGGCACAUCGAGCACUUUGCCCUGGUCCUGGAGUAUUCCAGCCCCGAGCAGAGCCACCGGUUCCUGCUGCUCCAGGACAAGCAGCCACUGGCCCAUGUUGUGCAGAGGACACACUACCAUGGCAUGAGAUGCCUCUUCCGUGUGAGCUUCUUCCCCAAGGACCCGGUGGAGCUGCUGCGCCGCGAUCCCGCAGCCUUCGAGUACCUCUACAUCCAGAGCCGCAACGAUGUGAUCAGAGAGCGCUUCGGCACGGACCCCAAGCCGGAGAUGCUGCUGGGGCUGGCCGCCCUCCACAUCUACAUCACCGUCUCAGCCACUCGCCCCAGCCAGAAGGUCUCCCUCAAGAAUGUGGAGAAAGAGUGGGGCCUGGAGCCCUUCCUGCCCCCCUCGCUCCUUCAGCUCGUCAAAGAGAAGAGCCUCCGGAAAUCCCUCUCGCAGCAGCUCAAAGCCCACCAGAACCAGUCUGGCAGCACCAAGGUCUCCACAGCCCAGGCGAAGCUGCAGUACCUGAGGAUCCUGAACGAGUUGCCCACCUUUGCUGGGGUCCUCUUCAACACAGUGGGACUGGACGAGAAGCAGCCAGCCACCACGCUUCUGGUGGGCCCCCGGCACGGCAUCAGCCACGUCAUUGACCUGAAGACCAACCUCACCACAGUGCUCUCAGAGUUCAGCAAGGUCAGCAAGAUCCAGCUGUUCAGAGAGAACCAGGGAGUGGCCCGGGUGGAGACAAGCAUCCUGGAUGCCAAGCCCCUGGUGUUGCUGAUGGAGUGGCCUGAAGCCACCAACUUCGCCUGCCUGAUUGCAGGGUACUGCCGUCUCCUGGUGGACUCCAAGAAGAUGAUAUUCUCCAGGGCCCCCUGCCAGCCACCCCCACCUCAGAUUAUCAAGGCAGAUCACCUCAACGCACACAACCUCCAGCAGCCUGCUGCAGCGGGGCACGGGGGAAGGAAGGAGAGUGGCUUGGUGGAUGGCUCUGCCGCCAGUGCCGGAGCAGCCGGGGCUCCGGCCGCCAGGGCUCCGGACUCGGAGCUCAUCAGCUUUUGCUACCUGCAUAUGCGAGAGCAGAGGAAGGAAAGGGAAAGCAGGACGGAUAUCAAUGAAAACCUGAUUUUUUUUGAGGAAACUCGUCCCAGGACCAAAUCAGACCCCACUUCCAAAAGCUCUGGCCAAGGCUACAACGGGACAGCUAAGGAGUACGACCCAGAUGGCCUUGACCGAGACAGGCACCUGAGCAGGGCCAGGGCACACACCAUAGACACCCACCUGUGGACCGACGGCUCGCACUUCUACUGCGAGUCCUGCCGAGCCAAGAUCAAGAGCCGCCUGGCCUCCAGCAAGGGGGUCAAGGCCGGCAGCGGCCGGGACAACAUGGUAGACUUGAUGUCGCUUCCCCCUCCCGGGAGCGACGAGGAAGAAGACGAGACCACGUCCUUGCUCCCUGCCAUCGCCGCCCCGCCUCCCGGCUUCCGAGACAACAGCUCCGACGAGGACGAUCCCAAGCGCCGGGCGGCCGCGCAGAGCCAGGAGCAGGGCCGGCACCUCUGCAGCAUCCUCUACGACGAGAUCCCCGUCACGCUGAUAGACAGCGUGCAGCCGCGGACCGUCCGAGACCAUGCCCAGGAGCUGGACGAUGCCCUGGUGUCCACCCUGCAGGCCCUGGAAGCGCUGGCUGCUUCAGAGGAUUGUCCGCACCCCCCACCACAGCAGACAGCAGGUCUUAUUGUCCUGGCUGCCAUCACUCCUGAGUCAUCCCUGGAUUCUGGCCAUGAAACCAAUUCCUCAGAGCUAACUGAUGUCUCAGAGAUGGUCUCUGCUAUGAAGCAGCAUCAGAACGCAGCCUACUUCCUUGCUCAACACAUCAACAAAGAAAACCUCCUGGCCAGAAAGGACUUGCCUUUCCGAAUCCAGAGCUGUGCUGCCCAGGCUGUUCUCACCUCACCCUACCCUCUCAGCCGCCAGGAGCCGAGCCCUUCACUGAAGCCAGCAGCAUUCUCUCACCAAAGCCCCAACCUUGCCAACUGCAAGAGCAAACAGGAGCAGCAGCAUGCUGAGCGGACCUGCAGCUUGGAUGUCCAGCCAGUGCUGACCCCCCAGCUUAACGAGCAGAACAGGGGGGCUGCAGUGCCAGGCUCUGAAUGCAAAGGUGCAGGCCACACUAAAGCUGCCUUUGAGGUAUCUCUGCAUGCCGCAGCAGCCCCGAGCAGGGAGCAGGCACAAGAUCCACAAGAGAAGGUACCCAAAGAGGUCCAGCUGAGCUCCAAGCUCCUCCUGGAUCAGAAAAGCAGUGUAAGCCCAGCCAUCAUUUCAGCUGUUCUGCAGCAAGUGGCUAACACAAAAGGGUCGGCUCCACAAGUGGCAGCAGCCUCAAAAGAAGACAAGAAUAUGAAUGGUACCAGCAGCUGUGCAUCAUCCAGCAGCAAGCCUUUGAAACCUAAAGGAGGUCCACAAACUGCAGAGACAUUAUGCAACUGUCAGCAGCAGCAGCAGCAGCAGCAGCUCUCUCCGCAGCAGCACUGUGAAGUUUCUCCAAGCCCUAAAGAAGCUCAUGGCAGCAAGGCUGAAGCAUUCCACCUCGCCUCAGCAGGUGAGGAAAUGAUGCCCAGUAAGGCUUUUGCCUCUAAAAGCUACCAGCAGAAAGUGAGUAGAGAAGAUCCAGGAAAAGCCACAAGCAGAGAGCCAGUUCAGAAGGCAGGUGGGGAAGCCACAAGCCUCAUCUUUCAGAAACACACAGCUCCUUCAAACCAGGGACAGAAAAUGCAACAGGAAAGUUCAGCCAAAAGCUUAAAAGCCGAGAGCAGCAAUCUGCAUUCUCCAUCUCCUAGUAGCACUUUCAGGAACACCGGCGAGGAACCCAAAGGGCCAAUCCAGCUGGUGCCCAGAUCUGAGAGCCUGCAGAUCAGCACUGUGCCUUCCAAAAAAGCAGAAAAAGCCCUGGAGGUGACCCAGCAAGAUGCUGACGUCCCCGCUAAACCCAAAGCUCCAAAGGCUCCUUUCAGGUUGAGGAACCUGUUCUCUGCAACAUUUCCAACACGGCUGAAGAAGGAGACAGACGAGAGGCAGGCUCAGCUGCAGAAGGUGAAGCAGUAUGAGCUGGAAUUCCUUGAAGAGCUGCUCAAGCCAAAGAGCAAAGGUGAGCUCCCACCACAGGAGUAUCUGCACCCUCCCGCCCCUGGGCGCUGCAGCUGCCAGCUCAGGAGCAGUCCUGUGCAGAAAGUGCCAGGGAUGUCCAGGGAGCAAAGGCGCAGCUGCGACUGCAAGCGGAUCUGCAGGGGGGUGAGGCCACCACCCAACCAGCUGAUGAUGCCAGAGCUGGAGAGGCAAGGCAGGGAUAAAGUUAGCGACGAGCAGAAGCAGGCAGAAGCCAUCAGGCUGGCAGGUGCGAGCAGCCCUUCCAAAGGCAAGCGGAUCCGCUCCACAAGCCUGGAGUCCAGGGACUGCCGCUCGGAGCCGGAGAACAGCGUGUCCUGCCUGGCAACCUGCGCCGCCCGCGGCGAGUGCGUGGGAGCGCCACACUACAGGAAGCUCCUGCGGCGCUACAGCGUCAGUGAAAUAGAUAAGACUGAGAUGACAUCCCUGUCCUCAGACAUCUACCAGGGCAUCUACACAACCAAGCAGAAAGGACCCCAGAAAGAGCCUGAGCCCACCGUCCUUUGUCCUGUUCUGAAGAGCAAAAUCCAGGAAGCCUCUGCCGCGGCUGACCCCUCCUACGUCCAGUUAGCACAGGAGAAGAAGAACCAGAAGGGUUCAGCGGUGUUCUCCGUCCAGGAAGAGAUGUAUCCAAGACUUGCUGAGCUGCAGGAUGAAGACAUGGAGGAUGAGAAGUGCUGCUCCAUCCGGUACUGCUUCUACUACAGGAAAUGCGACGUUGCGGAUGAUGGCAGCGAGAAGGAUGAGCUGUCCUAUUCCAUCCCCAUGCAGAUACUCCCAGGAAUGAAGCUGGACAAUCAGAUGGUCCCAGUCAUGAGCAGAACCCUUCAGGUCCUAGACGCAACAGCCUGCAGCAGUUCCAUUGACAGUCAGACCCAGGAAAUAGAUCUAAGGACCUCCAGUUUUGAGGGGAGCCUGGCCAAGAUCAGCACCCUUCGAGGCCAUGCCUACAGCUUUCCCAAUGGGUUUCUGCAAGUGCAGCUGGACACCAACGAGCUCCUGACUAUCCUGAGGCAGUGUGUGACGAGCCCUGACGUCCAGGACUGCAAACCCUACAUCUCCCAGCUGGCUGAGUACAAGCAAGAGCUCGCCCUCAAAUUCAAGGACUUCCGGGCCUCCUGCCGCCGCGUGGCAGCCGUCGACAAGAGUCCUACCCACAUGCUCUCUGCCAUCACAAGCAGCUUCCAGGUGCUGAGCAGCCUCAUCGAGACGUUUGUGAGGCUGGUGUACGCCGUGCGCUCCGACUCCCAGCGCCAAGAGCUGCUGACCAAGGUGGAGGAAGUGGUGAGAAACUACACCUUCCUCCUGAAGGCUGCAGAGGAGUCCACGGCCAGAACGCUGAGCCACCAGCAGGCAGCGGAGCAGCUUGCCCACCAGUCCGCCACAGUCGCCACAGUCAUGAGCACGCUGACACGCUCCCUCAAGACACUGAUCAAUAAGUAAGCCAGUGGUGGAAACCGGCAAGCCAGAGUGUGCUGGGCCACCUGCUAGUGGUUCCCAAGUCACUGAGGUCUGGUGAGGAUGCAUGCCUCCAGGCCCACGUCCAGUGGGGCUCGUGGCAGCCAAGAUGCUCUUUGAUCUCUGCAGAAUGGAUGGUGGUGGUGGUGCUUUGUAGGAUGAAGUCGUGCCCUGUCCCAGGCUGUGCAACCAGCUCAUCAGGGGGCUCAAGCAGCUCUUCUGCUUGCUCCCCCAUGUUGUGACAGUACUUGGGGAGCACAGUCACACCCCCUCCGCCUUAGUUUGGUUUCAUGUGGUUCUGAGCCUCACUUGUGCAAGGAUCUUUGUCACGGUGUGUGGUGGGCCAGUGAGUUAGUAGGAAAAGAGCUGAGGUCUCCCUGGCUUCACUUAGGCAGUUUGGAGCCAAACCAGUGUCUUGCCACAUAAACAGCUCUUCUGCCUCCAGGGUCUUCCUAGCCCACAAGUGCAACGUAGUUAUCAGCAGAAGGGAUCUCUGGGGUGCAAGUUCCUGCAGCUGUGCUAGGGCUUGGGAAGUUGGCCUAGCAUGGGCAGGAUGCUGCAACCCUGGGGUAGAGCCCUAGCAGGCUCUACACACGUGGCUUAGGCACCAAUGCCCUAGUCCUGAGCACAGGUACUGCUUGUGCAGAAGGUGAAGGCUUGAUGGGCGCAAGUAGGGAGGGUCUGUCAGCCUGGCCUCAGUGCCAGGAAAGGUUCUGGAGCAGACCAUUCUGAGUGCCAUCACACAGCUUGUGCAGGACAACCAGGUGAUCAGGCCUCGUCAGAAUGGGCUUGCAAAAGGCAGGUCCUGCUUGAAUAACCUUAACUCCUUCUACAGCAAGGUUACCCACCUAGAGGAUGAGGAAAAGGAUGUUGUCUGCCUAGACUUCAGUUAUGCCUUUGACAUCACUUCCCACAAAAGUUCUCUUAGAGAAGCUGGCUGCUUGUGGCUUAGAGAGCUGUACUCUUUGGUGGGUAAAACACUGUCUGGAUGGGCAGGUCCAAAGGUGUUGGUGAAUGGAGUUAAAUCUGGUUGGCAGCUGGUCACAAGUGGUGUUCCUCAGGGCUCAGUAUAGAGGCUUCUCUUUAAUAUCUUUGUCAAUGAUCUGGACAAGGGUGCACCCUCAGUAAAUUUGCAUGUGACACCAAGCUGGGCCAAAAUGUUGAUCUGCUUGAGGGUAGGAAGGCUCUACAGAGGGGUCUGGACAGGUUGGAUCGAUGGUCCAAGGCCAGUUGUAUGAAAUUCAGCAAGGCCAGGUGCUGGGUCCUGCACGUGGGCCACAACAACCCCAUGCAACACUACAGGCAUGGGGAAAAGUGGUUGGAAGGCUGCCUGGCAGGAAAGGAUCCAGGGGUGUUGGUCAAGCAUCCUGGCAAUAGUGGUGUGGCCAUGGGCACUAGGGAGGUGAUUGUCCCCCUGUAUUUAGCACUGGUGAAGCCACACCUCAAACACUGGGUUCAGUUUUGGGCCCAUCCCUCCUAAGGACAUUGGGGAGCUGAAAUGUGUCCAAAGAAGGACAAUGAAGCUGGUGAAGGAAACAAGAUGUAGGAGAAGCAGCUGAGGGAACUGGGAUUGUGUGGUCUGGAGAAAAGGAGGCUAAGGGGAGACUUCAUCACUCCCUACAACUUCUUGAAGUUUCAAGAAGUCGUAGCAAGGUGGCUGUUGGUCUCUUCUCCCAAGUAACAAGUGCAAGGACGAGAGGAAAU